GGUGGAAGAAGGUGUGAAGGUACUUGGUUAUGGUGGACGAGUGGAGGGGGUGGAGGUGGAAGAAGGUGUGAAGGUACUUGGCUAUGGAAGAAGGUGUGAAGAUGCUCGACUACAGUGGAUGGGUGAAGGAGGCGGAGGUGGACAAAGGUGUGAAGGUACUUCGCUAUAGUGCAUGGGUGAAGGAGGUGGAGGUGGAAGAAGGUGUGAAGGUGCUUGGCUAUGACGAAUGGGUGGAGGUGGAGGUGGAAGAAGAUGUGAAGGUGCUUGGCUAUGGCGAAUGGGUGAAGGAGGUGGAGGUGGAAGAAGGUGUGAAGGUGCCUGACCAUGGUGAAUCGGUGAAGGAGGUGGAGGUGGAAGAAGGUGUGAAGGUACUUGGCUAUGGUGGAUCAGUGAAGGAGGCGGAGGUGGAAGAAGGUGUGAAGGUACUUGGCUAUAGCGGAUGCAUGAAGGAGAUGGAGGUGGAAGAAGGUGUGAAGGUGCUUGGCUAUGGUGGAUGGGUGAAGGCGGUGGAGGUGAAAGAAGGCGUGAAAGUGCUUGGCUGGUGGAUGGGUGGAGGUGGCCGUGGAAGAAGGUGUGAAGGUACUUGGCUAUGGUGGAUGGGUGAAGGACGUGGAGGUGGAAGAAGGUGUGAAAGUGCUUGGCUAUGGUGGAUGGGCGAAGGAGGUGGAGGUGGAAGAAGGUGGGAAGGUACUUGGCUAUGGUGGAUGGGUGAAGGAGGUGGAGGUGGAAGAAGGUGCGAAGGAACUUGGCUAUGGUGGAUGGUGAAGGAGGUGGAGGUGGAAGAAGGUGUGAAGGUACUUGGCUAUAGCGGAUGGAUGAAGGAAAUGGAGAUGGAUGAAGGAGAUGGAGAUGGAGGAAGGUUUGAAGGUGCUUGGCUAUGGUAGAUGGGUGAAGGAGGUGGAGGUGGAAAAAGGUGUGAAGGUGCUUGGCUAUGGCGGA
This is a messenger RNA of Chara braunii, 939 nucleotides long. The record is from the annotation of a GenBank genome assembly. NCBI's taxonomy places the organism in Eukaryota, Viridiplantae, Streptophyta, Charophyceae, Charales, Characeae.